This is a messenger RNA of Schistocerca cancellata (South American locust), 1963 nucleotides long. RefSeq names its product nicalin. Gene Ontology annotation, biological process: regulation of signal transduction. The record is from RefSeq and is a predicted model, not a curated record. Bases 69 to 1763 code for a protein of 564 amino acids. NCBI's taxonomy places the organism in Eukaryota, Metazoa, Arthropoda, Insecta, Orthoptera, Acrididae. The transcript is spliced from 13 exons. Gene Ontology annotation, cellular component: endoplasmic reticulum membrane.
GAGAGAUAGUGUUGUGGUGUGUUGAUCGUCUGUGUUCUAUCGUAGUGUUUAGUGUUGCCUGAGUAAACAUGUUAGAAGCAGAUGAAAUACUGGAACUUUUUAGAGGCUGUUUGCCCUAUUACCUAUUUAUAAUGCUACCUGUGCUUAUUAUAAUUUCACCGGUUAAUCCAGUGGACGCGGCACACGAAUUUCCCGUGUAUCGUAUGCAACAUUUUGAUUUACACGGUGUACCUCGCGGGAGCAGACAUGCCCCCGUAAACCUGGAGGCCCGUUCGUUGACUGGAUGGAGUACCGCACGGCAGUGCAUAGUGGCACGUUUGGAAGAUAUAACUUCAGACCAAUUUCGAGAAAUAAGAGCCAAAGCAGGGGCUCUCCUCCUUGUCCUGCCCCGGCAGAUUUCCAGUCUAUCGGACGAAGCCAAGCAGCAUAUUCUUGAACUGGAACGUGCCAUGUUGGAGCAAGAGGUUCCUAUUCCUGUUUAUUUCAUUGAAUGGACAAAAGCAAUCCAGACAGUUCUUGAAAAUCUUGCACGGAGCUAUUCAUCAGAUGAAAGAUCAAUCUCAGCAGCAGAAGCUAUGUUAAACGCUGUGUCAGCGAGUGGAUACCAAGUUGUAAUAGCUAGUGGACAAGCAUCCGUAAAAGGAGAUAUUAAUAUUGCAACUGUACAGGGUAAAUUAUCUGGUUAUGGAGUUGAAGAGAAGUUGCCAACCAUUGCCAUUGUGGCACAUUAUGAUAGCUUUGGUGUAGCUCCCGAGUUGUCAUUUGGGGCGGACUCAAAUGGUUCUGGUGUGGUGAUGCUUCUGGAGCUGGCACGACUAUUCUCGGGGCUGUACUCAAGUCCAAAGACACAUGCUCGAUACAACCUUGUCUUCCUCCUGUCAGGUGCUGGCAAAUUCAACUAUCAUGGCAGCAAGAAAUGGCUUGAAGACCAACUAGACGGUGUUGAUUAUUCAGUGUCAUUUAUUUUGCACUUUGUAUCCUUGUUGCAGGAAGCCUCUUACGUGCUCUGUCUUGAUUCUGUUGCAAGCAACAGCAAUCUGUAUCUACAUGUCUCUAAACCACCACGAGAAGGCAGUCAAGGCUAUCUGUUUUUCAAGGAACUAAAAUCUGUUUCACAAAUGCUGUAUCCAGAUAUGUCCGUUGAAGGCAUCCACAAGAAGAUCAAUCUUGCUGAUGAACUCCUAGCUUGGGAACAUGAACGGUACAGCAUUAGAAGGCUUCCAGCUUUUACCUUAUCGUCUCUCAGAAGUCAUAAAGAAGCAAGAAGGCACACAAUAUUGGACACCAGAGAUUCAACAGAUGUGACUCAUCUAGUGCAAAAUAUUCAAGUUGUUGCUGAAGCCCUUGCCAGGCAUAUUUAUAAUUUAUCAUCAGGAGAAGUAUUCUCGGAGAAUCUUGGUGUGCAGGUGGAGUCCAUCAGCUCAUGGCUGGAUUUUCUGAGUUCUCAACCACGUUCAGCUCAGCUUUUAGCUGACAAACAGAAUACACUGGUCUCAACUCUCAAGGACACCAUGUCCAGGUACCUGAAAGAGGUGAAAGUAUCCUACAUGACGCCAGAUAAACGUGAGCCUGAGUUUGUAUUCUACGAUAUCACAAAAAGUCAAGUGAGCAUUUACAGUGUAAAGCCAGCAGUCUUUGAUCUCUUUCUAACAAUCGCUAUUUCCAUCUACCUCACUGUUAUUUAUUUUGUUAUACAGAACUUUCCACAGUUUUAUACUGUUGUAUUGUCCAUUGUGGGUGCUACAAGGCAGAAGGUCCAUUAGAGAAGCUUCAGUGUAGUAGAAAUUUAAAAUAUAUUGUACAUAGUUUCUGUACAUAUGUACUUUCCUAAGACAGAAAUCAAUUGUAGAGUGCCUUCAAUGAAACAUCAAGAAAUACUGUUUUUAUAAAUGAAGUAUUCAUGUUAUGGAAUGUGUUAUGUACAAACUUUCCAGAAAAGAAAUUCAGAAUUCAUCAAGACUAA